Molecule: messenger RNA, 12186 nt
Organism: Pocillopora meandrina
Lineage: Eukaryota; Metazoa; Cnidaria; Anthozoa; Scleractinia; Pocilloporidae
Source: the annotation of a GenBank genome assembly
CAGUAGACGAGCUUAAAUUUCCCUUUUGAGCAUAAAAAUAAAGUUCGUUUUGGCAUUAAAAGAUCGAGAUUUCUCGGUGUAGGGGGUCUGGAUACUAGGAAAUUUGAAACCGCUGGUCUAUUGAAAGCCCUUAGAGUUUCAUAGCAACGGAAAAACCAAUCAGAAAGUGCGAUAGUUGCUAUCCGACACAAACUAAACGACAAAGUAUUAUGGCUUCCAAAGAGCUGUGGAUCUAAAGGCGUUUACAUCAUUUAGUUAAACUGAAUUCGAUUUUAAAAGGAGCAUAGCAGUUUGUUAUGGCUGAUAAUGAACUUGAGGGUGAAAUCAGUGACAAUGAGAGCGAUUUGAGCCUUCGGGGAGAGAGCGAAUGUGAAGGCGAAGAUAGCGGUGGGGAAGAUGUUCGGGAGCCCGUUACUGGAACGACAUCAGGCGAUCGAGCCGCUACUCCUAAGAAAUCAAAGGCUAAGAAGAAGAAGAAAAAGUGAGAAACAUAUUUAAAUAAGGAUAAUACUCCGAGAUAAAUUCUAAGAGGUUUCUUUGCACGCUCAUCGCCAGCGAAUAUUGUUUUGUUAAUAAAUGCGUUUAUGUUUUUCAGAUGGAUGAAUGUGUGCUUGACAAACUGCAAGUAUGAAAGUGGUAAGUAUCUUCGUGUUGGAAAUACAAUCAGCACCUCUUUCCUUUGAUUAAUCGAGAUCUUGUCCACGUUUUCUGUGCCCUAAUUGAUCAUCUUAAUUUUCUUUUGAACAGUUCGCAGGGUAACGAAACGAUUCGGCAUGAAGGAGGUUGGUGAAGAUGAAGAUUGGGCUUUGUUCUGGACAGAUUGCUCUGUUGCUUUGGAACGUUGUAUGGACAUGAAACGUUACCAGGUACGUAUUAAAUAAACGGAUAAUAAAGUAAAUUAUCGAUAUUUCUAUGUCUUAAGCUUCGAAAUUUAUUGCAAGUAAAUUACGGGCAAGCUUCAGCCUCGCGUACCUCUAUUGUUCAUGCAAUGAUUAGUUCUUAUACUCCAUUGUUUAUUUGAUAUUGAACAUGAAAAUGCAGCUACAGCAAUAGGCUUUUUGCAGCGUGAGGCAUUGAGGAAACUAUACCUCUUACAAACUGGAGUUCCUUGCUAACAUGGUACAUUUUGGAGGUUGGAAUGUCUUCGAUGGAAGCAAAGUUUAGUCUUGUAAAAUGUGGCCCCUAAUCAUAAAAGAUGUUUUAAGUGCGUUUAAUGGUACCCUUGUUGCCAGCGACCUUGUGAUUUCUUGUUUCACAACAUUUGUAUCGGGAAUUCAUGCAAAGAAAGGGAAAAGCAGAGAUGUGUAUCCAUUCUUAAUGAUCGUCUUGCCGGCAAAGUUUUAAAUGUCUCUUAAUGCUAUAAAACACGUACACUCUUUAGUACAUCGCCGUUUGUUGACAUGAUUUGUAAACAAUAGGAAGUUGCUUUUAUUAAAUAUCUUCUAUUUGGAAUCGAGAUCUUGACCCACAAGAAAGUGUUAUUUCUGAACUGUUUAUCUAGAAUUAUUACUAAAAAGAAGGGGUAAGUUUCUAAAGAAACUAUGGUGCUGCGUCGGUGGGAGAGUAUAGCAGGUAAUGUAGUGUUAACAACUGAAUUGAAAACGUAAAUUAGCCACCGUAAAGGGUAGAAAAGCUGAUGUUUCGAGCGUUAGCCCUUCGUCAGAGCGUCAGCUUUUUUACCCUUUACGGUGGCUAAUUUACGUUUUCAACUUAGUCGUUAACACUAAAUUACCUGCUAUUACUAGAAAGGUUUGACAAAACAACGAUAAAGUAUUAAUUUUAGCACAAUAUGAUUAGUGUUAAAAGCACUAGUAACGUGAUAUUUUGCCUAAACCCUGUGAAAUCAUGAGCUAAAACCAAAUACAAUCGUGGGAGCUGUAAUGGCUUAGUGAAAAGGAUGUUGAGCUACAGAUGGUCACAUGUAGGUGUGGGUUUAACCAUUUGCCUGGCAAGAAACUAAUAUAAGUAAACUUUUGUAUUGCCCCUCUUCCAUUUGAGAGUAAUGAAGAAAGGCUAAGAGGUAACUUUUGUGAUGAGCUGACAUCCCGUUCAGGGGUGGAAACUAUACUUGCAGUUACUUGAUACUGCGGAAAUCAAUUUACAAGUGGUUUUUAGUAUCACUCAUGAGGGGAGAGAGUAGAUUCAACCUUUACCAGAUAAAUCUAGUGUUAUCAGUAUGUAGUUGGAGUGAUAUAUCUAUUAGUAAUUGCUUUCUCUCCCUUUUCCCUCUUCGCAAUUGAGUCACCUUCACCCUGUAAAUAAUUAUCUUAAAGAUUUACUAAUUCCCUCUCUCUUCUCAACUUUUAAACAGAAAAUAAAUCAUUUUCCUGGUAUGAGUGAGAUUUGUCGCAAGGAUCUUCUGGCAAGAAACAUGAACCGUUUAUGGAAACAGUUUCCCAAGGAGUAUGCUGUGUUUCCUAAAACAUGGUGCUUGCCAGCAGAGUAAGUGACUUGUUCUUCCCUUGUUAUCUAAAAGGACAAAGUAAAUGUAGCUCAGCUGUAAGAGUUUGUGAAUUAUUAGCAGUUACUUAAUUUUCACAAGCAUAUCAUGUUCAUUUUAGACUCUGAAUCAUCGGUCUUUCUAGCAGAAUUUUCAAUCAGCAGAGCAUUUUUAUUGGCAUAUUGUAGUUAAGUUGGCUCACAAGGAACACAUUUAUUUAAAGAACACAUAAUAACGAAGAGAUAUGCAAAAUAAAUCUCUUUGUGUGACCCUCCAUGAAAGCCUUGGUUCAUGAAAAAAAACCCUAUAAAUUCUCCUGAAUACCCCUUUUUACCAGUAAUUUUUUUGUAUUUCCAUGUGGAGCACAAGGAAAAGUUGAGAUAGUUAAGAAGAUGAGCCUAAUAUUCAAUAUCCUUUUUAGCUGUAUCAUUUAGCAGUGCCUAACCAGUUUUUGGGAGACAUUACAUGAACUAGUGACCUUUCUAUACCCUCAUUUACAUGUAAGCCUGAGUUUUUUCACAUUACUGGCUUCAAUUUGUGCAUAAGCUCAGACUGCAGUCUUGAUCACUGACUGUGAUGAAAUGAUGGCUUGAAAAUUAAUACUGGUUGGCUUAAGUAAUGGUAUUUUCUUUCAAUGACCUUCAGUUAUGGAGAAUUGCAAGCCUACUGUCGACAGAAGAAGAAUAAAACAUUUAUUCUCAAACCAGAUAGUGGUAGCCAAGGAAAGGGUAUUUUCCUGACGAAGAAUCCAAAGGUCAGUUCUAACUCAAGCCUGAAAGUUAAAGUCAGUUUGUUUCUAGUAACAGUAGAUGGGACAAAACUAUUUAAAAAAAAGAGUUCUCCUUUUUUUAAUGAUACAAUAUCUUAAGUUUACUGUGCACUGUGAAGAUUCUAUAAUUGUCUUAUAGUCACAACAUGGUUUUGUGCUUUUUUGAAGAGCUUUUUCACUGUAUCACCUCAAUGAAUUUACAUUUAGAUUUUUUUAAUAUCAUGGAUGCAUUGAUAUUUGAUAGUUGAUCUGAAAAUGAAAAUAUCAGUGUUCUGUAUCUUGAACUGAAAAAUUACAAAAAUCGCUUUCCAGCAGAACUAUCAGACAUUACAAGCUGCAAUAAUUAGUUCCUAACCAAAAAAAAGGCUAAUUCCCAAAAGGCUUUUCUGCUGUGUAGUAAAUUUUUGGCUUUUUUCAUUAAAUACAAAGGUGAAAUUUCUCUUGAUGCAGCUUAGUAACCAGUUUAGUACAUUUGGAUGUUAAUUGCAUGCCAAUGCAGUUAACAAGUGAAAGGUGUCCCAUAAAUAGUAUUAAUUUAGCAUUUAUUAGUUGUUCUUUUAUACUGGUCAACAGGAUAUUAAGCCAGGUGAACACAUGGUUUGUCAGCAGUAUGUUUCCAAGCCUUUUCUUAUCGAUGGAUUUAAGUUUGAUCUGAGGGUGUAUGUGCUGGUUACAUCUUGUGAUCCUCUGAGAAUAUUUGUUUAUGAGGAUGGCUUGGGAAGAUUUGCUACUUUAAAGUACAUGGAACCAAGUAACCACAAUGUGGUGAGUGCAGAAAAAAAUAUUUCUCAAAAUUGUUGGAACCUACACUGUACAGUACAUUUAAUAUGUAUGGUUAAGAAUCAAGAGCUUCUUGAAUUGGUCACAUUUCCUCCAUUCUCAUGACCUUAAUUUGGGAUUCAGGGAUGAUAUAGUGAAGGGAAAUGAGAAUUGCUAGUAAGUCUUAAGAAUCAAAGGUUAAUAAUUAUACAUUAAUUGACCUAAAGUUUCCAUUAUAAUUGUGACUGCUGGUACACUUGGGAUAGUGUGGCCUUGCAUGAUUCAAAGGUAUUCUGCAACAAAUAUCAAAUGUUUCCCAGGUGGAAUACAUGACUGUAUAAUUGUAAUUGAAUGGAACCGGAUAGCCUAGGGAGCAGACAGUGAGUCUAUUAAAGCAGUGAUAUUAAAAAUGUAUAAACUCUCAAGAGAGUUGCAAAAUCAAUCUACAAACUGAUUUUUAAGAUGUGGAGAAUCUUAAAAAGAUGGGAAUAAGGUGGCAGUCUUUUCCAAGCUGCAUUGGCUGCUAAUAAUCGCUGGUUGGUAUAUCUUUGGUAAUUGCAAUCAGAUCAUUUUUAAUUUUUGGGAGGCAUGUCAUUGAGAAAUAGUUCAAGUAUAUUAAAUGAAAACCAUGUUUUGAAGAAUGUCUUGAAAUAUCCAAAUUUUCCAUAAAUCCUGUUAUUGAUAAAACUAAUUGUAUUUUAUAUUGUAAGGAGACUUUAUGCUGUUGUUAAAAUUUUUUCUAGUAACAAAGCAUGUCAAUCCUUUUUUUUUUAGGAUGACACUUGCAUGCACCUUACAAACUAUGCUGUAAACAAACACAGCAAAGAUUUUAUCAGAGAUGAAGAAACUGGGAGCAAAAGGUGUGUUUGCACUUCAAGUAUUUUAAUGUGACUGGCAAAUGAACCUGAAAUUAGUUGUUGAAUAAUUUUUAAAGUUUUGUGAAAACAGGUUGUUAAACUGUUUAGGCAAGGUGUGCGUGCAUGUGAUUUUCAAAACAUUGUUCUGGUAUCCUUUUAGUGAUAUUACAAAUUAUUUAUACUGAAUGAUUUAUUUCAUUUCAGACGGCUAACAACAGUAAACAGGUGGUUUACUGACAAUGGUUAUGAUGUCAAAGAAAUCUGGGCAUCAAUAGAGGUAGGAAAUAUUUUGAUAUCCUGUAUGAGUGGAUCAUGACUGAAAAAUAAGGUCCACCUGUGUACAUGUUUAAAGCUCACAAAGAUAUCAAUGUGUAAACAUGGGAUUGGAUCAUAUAAUUAUGUGCUCAAAGGAAAAGUUGCUUUUUAAAUGAUAUAUGAAGUUCGAAAGGAAAUGAUGAGCAUCAGUAACACUGCUAGUCACACAUGGUAUAAUUUCACUUUAUCUGCUAGCUUUAUUUGCGAUAUGCAAUGCCAUGAGUACAAGCUUGACAUCACAAGAGAGUUUAAGAGCCCAGUUUCUUAUUUGUUACCAUCACUGCAUUCAACUUUGUGAAACAACUUCUCAGUGGGGAAUACUGGCAGCUGAUACAGAUUUUCAUAAUUCACAUUAAUUUUUAAAACCUUUUAGCUGCAAUGAGUGACUAAGACAGAAUUUCUCCUUUGAAUAUUACCUCAACAUCAAGGAGACAAGUAAAAAGAAUAAAAAACAAUUAGGGGAUUGUUAGUUGAUCCAAUACCAAAUUCUCAGAACUAACAUCAUAAGAAUUGUAUGGCAGACAGUGAGGAGAAUUACUAAUUUAAUGAGAUAUUGGGAUUGAACUUGGAUAACAGACCACAUGCAUUUUACUUUACAUCAUGCGGUAUUGUGCUAUUUAAGCUUGCAAACUUUCAUGUAGUGAGUUUCAUUUGAUUAUGAUUUGUUUUAUCUUAAAUUGACUGUUUUUGUUUCAAUUUGUUAUUAGGAUGCUAUUAUUAAAACUUUAAUCACAGCCCAUCCAAUACUGAAACACAACUACAGGACCUGUUUUCCAAACCACAACAAGGGCAGUGCUUGUUUUGAAAUCCUAGGCUUUGAUAUUCUGCUUGAUAAAAAGUUGAAAGCUUGGGUUUUAGAGGUAAGAAUACCAAUUAAGAAAGAUGUUUAUGAAGAGAAAUGGAUGGUACUGAGCAUACUGUAUUUAAUGUGAUUCAACUUUACCUUAAUGUUUUUAAACCACUCAGACAAAGUUAAAUCAAAGAAACAUUAGUUUAACCGAUUUUAACCCAGAGGGAUUUUUAAACCACAGGACAUGUCAUAAACAUUAUUUUGUAAUUUAUUGAUUUUCAGGUAAACCAUUCCCCAAGUUUUACCACUGACUCACCCCUUGAUAAAGAAAUUAAAGAGGGACUGAUGUUGGAUGCCCUCACUCUUCUUAAUUUUGGGGCAUGUGAUCGCCGCAAGAUACUCGAGGAAGACAAAAAGAGAGUACGGGACAGACUUCUACAGAAACAGAGGCCUAAAGAGAACAAGUAUGUUGAACAGUUUUUUUUAACUCUAAUGCAAGUGAACCAUAAAGAAUUGACUAACCCUUUUUGUAACAUCUGCUUAUCCCUUUAACUUCCAAGAUCUGAUUGUUAAUCUCCUCCCUAUGGGCUACAUAUUUCCUUCUAAAAAGUUACAAAAAUAUGCUAUUACAUGUAGAUUAAGAAAACAACUUUUAACACUUUAACUUCCAAGGAUCUGAUUGUAAAUUCUCCUCUCUAACUGUCAUACAUUUCCUUUAAAAAUAGCAGCAAGAAUUUGGUGUUAAAUCAAGAUAACAAUUUUAACCUGAUAAGUUUGCAUAUUCUUUUCACCUGCAUGCUGGAUAAUGUGUGGAUAUUAGGAGGAGAAGUCACAUGUUAAUCACUUCUGUGAGUUAAAGGGUUAAUUGAUGAGUUUGAGUAUUCUCAUUACCUGUUUGGUGGGUGUUGUAUAUUGUAGGGAGAAGUUACAUGUUAAUUACCUCUAAGAGGGUUGAAACAUUUAAAGGCAGGUUAUGGCACCAGAUUUUUUCAGUAAAUACAUGUACAUCAGGAACUUUCAGACACCAAAUUUUCUCAGACAGAUUCUUCAUGUUAUAGGCAGUUAGUUAUAAAUGUACAGCAUAUGAUUUGUACAAAAUAAUUUUCAGCAAGUUUUUACAGUGACCACCAGCUUCACCAUUUAUUAUUAACUUCUUUUUUUUUUUUUUUCAAGGAGAGAUGAUUUUGAAAACCAAUCACAGUAUAUUGAGUGGUUGAAGAAGUAUGAAGACAGUCACAUGGGUAAAUACAGGUAGGAAGUGUAUUGUAUUAUAAUUAAAUGUGUUUAUAUAUCUACAAAAUUAAAUUCUAAAUGUAAAAUUUCAUUUUAUCCUUUUUCUACUUUAGACGUAUCUACCCUGAAGGAAAUGAAGAAAAAUAUGCUGUGUAUUUCGAGAACAGUUGUUCUUUGUUUCAAGAGACGGCAGCCUCCAAGGCUCGAAUAGAGUGUGCCAGGUAAGAUGUUCUGUUACGCUCAUCAUUUUAAUGGUAGGAUUCAAGACAUAACCGAGUCACUGUCCUGUGAUCUUGAAUAAGAUACUUUACUCUCUCCGUCUCACCAGGCCUCUCGACCAGCAUAAUGCAAAAGACUGGGCCCUAAUUUACCUUUUCAUUCCACCUGUUUUGCAAACGAAACUUUUGUCUUCUAGCAAACUGGUCCAACUUAUGGCGUGUAGUUGCUCUCCCAUUUUCCCUUUGGAACGACAAAAAAUUUCAGAUCAUAUUUCUCCCACAACUUCAUUUUGUCCUUAAGAUUAUUUGUAACCUAGAUUGAUGAUGAAAUCUCUCUGUCAUUGAAGAACCAUUUCCAGAGAAGAGGUGGUCUCUCUGUUCGAUCCUGAGUUCAAAGUGUUUGUCUUGAGGUUGACAUUGCCGCGGGGCCUUGUCGGGAGUCGAGAGACAUCUGAGUUAACUACACGUUAAAAGAAAAGAUCACAGCAUCAACAGUAGUUAUAAGCGUAAUGAUAUCAUAAGAACUUCAACAACUUUAAAUUCCACCUAUAUGUCAAUAACUUUUAUCUUCAAAUAUUAUACAAACUUGUAUUUGAAGAAAUGUUUUGCUUCAUUUUGUGUCAUCUCCUGGUUUGUAGGGUUCAACGUGAACAAAUCAUGGCCAAACAACAAGAAAUGGAGAAUGCAAGGCUCAAAAACAGUGGGAGGGCUCCCAAGGGAUCCAAAGAUGGUCUUAGGCCAGAGAGUCCUCAUAGUCGAAGGCCAAGAAGGCCCCCGGUUAGGAAGAUGGUCCAACCUGGUAGACCAAAAUUUGAGGUAAAUGACAAGUAUAAAUGAUUAUUAUUAUUAUUACCCCAGCAAACUUUCCGUCACUAUUAUGCAAGGAAAGGAAAAGUGUGUUGUUGUUGUUGUUGUUGCUGCUUUUUCUCUCACGUGUUCGAGCCCAAUUCAACGAAGCACGCACGAACAGUUACAAGGGUGCUUUGUCGUCGAAGUUCUGUUAAUAUAGGUAACAACAUGAUUUCGAGUGCAAUUUGGUGUUAACAAGCACAAGUAAAUUUUUCAAGGACAACAAAAUUGCACGAGCCCUUAGGGCGCUUGCAAUUUGUAGUCUCUGAAAAAUUUACAAGUGCUUAUUUACACCAAAUUGCACGAGAAAGCAUGUUGUUACUUGUUAAUAAAUUACAUGAAAAACGCAUCGCAGAAAGUCAAGACAGACGAAAUUUUGGCAGCGCGCGCUCUUUGUAAUUUGCACUCGUGUUACAUGAAAAAUGCACUCAUUUUCAGCAAAAGAGACGCGCGUAAUUUGUUCAUUCAUAUUAUUACCUCAGAUAUACAAGCAGUACUAUGUUACAGAUCUUGCUGUAAGGAACGCGGUGGCGUGAUAGCUAGUGCGCUGGUUCGUGACCUGACCGGGUGAAUAGGCUGUGUUUUGGGGUAAAUACUUAACUCAUACAUUGCCUCUCUCUCAACCCGGAGCACAAGUGGGUACUGGCAAUUUUUCAGGGAAGCUUGAUGAAAUGCUGGUAAUCUUGCGAUGGAGUAGCAUUCCAUCCGGCGGGAGUAGUGAUACGCUUAGUCGCCCGGUUAAGCUCCGGCUGGGUGCGCCACUGGAGUCUAAUACAGACUUCAACAGCACCCUGCGAAACACUGACACGUCAAAUUUUUAUUCAGGUUGGCAGAAGAACUGGCCAGGAGCAAACGGACACCACCAAACCAAUGACGAUAUCAGAGGAAGAAGAAUUGGAGAGAAUCACUUCCCUUCUUCAGCGGGAUAAUCUGAUAAGAGGGCUGGGUGUGGUCGAGUUUGUGUACAAACUGUUACACUGCACACCCGGAACUGGAGGGCCACAGAAAAACUGCUCUUUACAUCACUCGGUGAGUUACAAGCGUAACCAUCAGAAGGGAAAAAUAACACCCUUGUUAAAAGAGAUAGGAAAAGACUAAAGGAAUGAUUUUCGUAGAAAAUACUCAUUAACUUUUAUUCGUGGAUUUUUAGAGAUAAUCCUUAAAUACUCUGUUAUUCCCUUUUAAGUAUAUCAAUUGCAAUUCUCGUCAUCCUUAUCCAUACAUGGGCUCUUCAAAUUUAUAACCCUUUCGGCGGAAUGUCCGUGUAUAUCCUAUCAUAUAGAGGUGCCCUCCCGGGAGGAGUGGGGGCAUCAGUUAGAUGGACAUGUAUUUUGCUGUAUGCCACUCGGGUGGAAAAAAAAAACCACAAGGUACAUCUGUCAUGCCAAACAAGACCAUCCGGUGUAGACAGAAACUAUUUUGAAGUACUGAAUCAUCACUCUUUUUCUUCUCAGAACACCAAUAAAGACUCGUCUUCCAAAGGUAGCUCUGUUGGCGGCCGUGAGAUAGGAGGCAGCCUGGGUGACAAACAUUCGGCCAUGUAUGGCUCUAUGGGAUUGCUGUCAACAUCUGGAGCAGUAACCGCUGUUAACAAUACAGUCGCAGCUCAGUUGUCUCGGUUCCAGACCUAUCAACCCGCCUCUCUGUCUGCUGUUAUGAAUUUGAAAUCCCUCAAUCAACAAGCCACUUUAUUACGAAACGAUCGUCGUGCUCUUGCGUCAGUCGGUAUAGUACCAUCAGCUCCCACGGGGUUGCCCAAACACAGAUACGGCUCAAGAAAACUUUCCACAAGUGGCAGAGCAGUUAACGGCAAUCCAGAUUACGACUGGAGAUCAGGAUCAACGACUGGUAUCGAGGCCAGUAGCCUUGCUUAUAGUUUGAUUGAUCCUAGACUCGAUAACCAACCAAACACCUCGCUCAGACGCCGGUCUUUGAGCGCUACAGGGCUUAAAACUUGUGGUGAUUCCACUCAAGGAACACGCGUGGUCAAUCCGCGCGUUUUGGCAGCGGGUGGCGUGGCAGGGUCACAGACCAAUCUCUCCAGUCCAGGAGUAUUGUCGCCUGGUGUUAAUGCGCAGCAGUAUAUGUGUUCGAUGUACGCGUUUCCCAACGUGCUUAAAGUGGCACCGCAGCCUCAAAAUGGAAUGAAUUUAUCUGUGAUAUCUGGCCCGGCGCCCGUCAAUUAUCGACCAAGUCCAGCCAGUAGUAGUAUAUCAGCCGAACAGUCUAGCUCGUCCCACAGGUUUACAGGAUCGCCAUCAGCGCUCAUGAGGUGAGCUUCGUUACAAACCACCCUUCAGAGCUCUUACCGAUGGGGUAGCGUGAACCAAAACCAAAGUAAUUGUAAGGACUAGUGAUAGGGAAUGAAAAUGUUUCAAAGGGCCCGUGAGAUCUCAAAGGAAAAACAAGCAAACUGCCAGAAGCGCGGGAAGACGCGGGUGAUCAGGUUGUGAUUGGUUUUAAUUUUGAGUCUGAUUGGUUAAGAGGGCGGCGCGAGUUUUGUGGACCAAUCACAGGAAGCAAAACCAAAACAAUCCUGGAUGACUUUCGGCUUCCUCUAUUGCCCAGUCCUAAUCAGGCCAAGUCUAGAUUGUUUUUCGACGUGAAACCCCCAAAGUAAUUUCAACCGUCAAUCAGGGCAAGGGUAAAGAGAAAAAGAUAAUAUGGUUGUUGAAUGAUCCUGGGUGCGGGCAAACGUUCGACAUCAAACGUUCUAGUUUCACAUCUGAUUGGUUUAGGGAAGAUUCUUCGAUCACGGAAGCAAAACCAAAGUAGCCCAGGAUUACUCAGUCGAAAAUCCGGAUGGUCGACACUUUGAAGAUUACUAUUUAUACUUGAUUUUUAUUCUCGAAGCUUCAUGCUUAACAGCCAUAGAAAUGAAUGGUCAUUCUAACUGUAAUUGAUCCCAUGCAGAUCAACUAAAGCUCAAAGAGCCCGCGGAGCUACCAACAAUAUGCGCCUGAAGGUAAUUCAUUAUUCUUUGACUAUUUAUUAAAAGUAGUGCUUGAUCUGUUGGGCUUCUAACCUGACACGAGCAGGUAAUCGAUGAAACCUGUACGUCAUUGUUAUAAACCGCAAAUGGAGAGGACUUACUUAGUGAAGGAAUUAUUUCCUAAUACUCAUUUUGUACGGGGUUCUCAAGCGCGAUCAUACGCUCGUCCCGGGAAGGAGUAAUGAAGCGCGCUUAUUUGCCGAACAGCGGCUGGUAAUCGUGCAAGUUGUCACCCAGAUACUUUUUAACCGUCGUGCUUGAGUUAGUCGAAAUAUGAUAGUUCGAAGCCAAAUUGGCAAGAAAGUUAAAGGAAACAGUAUUUUACUAUCCUCCCAGAGUACUCAGCUGUCCGCGUAAGAAGCUAAUUGUUAUUUCCGUCUUUCUCUCUAAUUACAGCAACUUGAACUCCGUGAGAAUCAUGCAGUAGCCUUGAGCUAACGCAGCGGGGGAGCAGCUUCAGUUGACGUAGCUUGUAACAAAGAGAUAAGGGUUUGGAUUUGGCGUGUUUGACAUGAAAAGAAUCCCCGGAACAAAAUCAUGUCCAUAGAUCAUUAAAAUAGUGCUUCGUACUUUAUGAGAAAUGUUAAAGUGAAAUUUUUAAGAACCCCAUCGAGGAACCUGGAUUCAGUGUUUUCUACCUAUCCAUACGUUCAUAUCGUAGUUAGUGUAGAAAGUAUAUAAUUUAUAUAGUAGUUAAGUGUGGAAUUUGAGCAAUUUUUGAAACAUUGUUUGCGAGAAUUACGACUGUUUUAAUACAAUUGUAUAUAGUUUGGUAAUAUCAAUAGAUUUCAUAUCUGACUGCGUGGUAUUUUUGCUGAAAAUGAAUGACAAUUCUCUGUUUAUGGCCAAAGACAUUUUCAAAAGUACAAUGGUUUUAAUCUAAAUAUAUUUGUACAGACUAAAAAGAUUCAUGGAGGGUUAAAAGAAUGAUUAAAUCUUUAUUAAAAGGAUGUAAAUAAUCGUC